This is a messenger RNA of Trichogramma pretiosum, 2948 nucleotides long. RefSeq names its product serine/threonine-protein kinase GD17699. The coding region runs from base 793 to 2610 and encodes 605 amino acids. Lineage: Eukaryota; Metazoa; Arthropoda; Insecta; Hymenoptera; Trichogrammatidae. Gene Ontology annotation, biological process: protein phosphorylation; intracellular signal transduction. The record is from RefSeq and is a predicted model, not a curated record. Gene Ontology annotation, molecular function: protein kinase activity; ATP binding. The transcript has 7 exons.
UCUGUCUAUUGGCUUUCGGCGUUGGUACUUUAAUGAUACUUACUCAGCGUUUACUCGCUCGCGCCCGAAACAGUCUCUACUCGGACACAGUGUUGUGUAGCGUGUAAUGUAACAACGCUGCUUGUAGCGAGCGGCACAGUAAGCAGCACUCGCACAUAUAGAGAGAGAGAAUUCCGCCAGUCGAUUCGAUUAUUCAUCGACCCGCAGUUGGCGUUUGGUCUAGUGCAGCAUCGGAGCGUGUUGUAGUACGCGGCGGAGCAGCAGUGUAUCAGCGUGUUGCUACUACUAACACAUACCUUACCUAUGAUAUCUGUAUGUAGCAGUGUAUAAAAUUACGAGUGCAGAGCAGCAGCAGCAGACAAUCGAGUAAAUACAAAAUUUAUUUCGAGUCCAAUUGAGGGAGUCGCUCUCUUAUUUUUUGUUUUCGUUGAUUUUUUUUUCAACGACGCAUUGUCGAGAGCUUUUGCGGUUCAAUUACAAGGGGUUAUAUGUGUCAGACGCGAUAUAAGCAGAAUUGUCAAGGUACUGGUUAUUGAGACUGAUACAAAUGAAUACACAUGACACUGGUAUGUUCAUGGUAAUGAAGAAAAAUGCUUUGCUACAUAUCACUGUUUUUCCAAAAAUAGCUGCAAUCAAUUUAAUGCUUAGAUUUACAUAGCUGGCUCUACAAAUAAAGUUCCAAAGAUAUGUAUAGUUCAUCAAUUUUUCAAGGAUUAUAAAUUAUGCAGAUUAUUAUAUAAAUUUAUCACUACUACUCACCAAUAAAAUAAAUGUUUAAAAACUACAAAGAAAAUGCAAGAACCUGUUGAUCAAAUGUCUCUGCUUUGUAUAAAAGGAAACUCCAGUUCUAAUGGUAAAGAUUUGAACUCGAGCCUUGUAUCAACUGUAAAUAAAAAUUUGUUGGAUAAUAGUAAUCGACAUUCCUUAAGCUAUAUAAAAAUAUCAUCAGCAACUAAGAAAGCCAAGAGAAUUCGUUUUUAUAGAAAUGGCGAUAAGUUUUAUAAUGGUGUUGUUAUUGCAGUUACUCCAGAGAGGUAUAGAAGUUUUGAUAGUCUUAUAACAGAUUUGACAAGAGCACUCAUUUCAAAUGUUACAUUACCAAAUGGAGUUCGGGUAAUUUACACAAUGGAUGGUAAAAAGGUUCUCGAUAUCAAUGAUCUUGAAGAUGGUAAAUCCUACGUAGUGUCUGGACAUGGAGAAGCAUUUAAAAAAGUUGAUUAUUCGUCAUCGACUGUUAAGCGUGGUAGUUCCUUAUCAGGACUGCCGUCGUCUCCAGCAAUAAACACAAGGCAGGUUAAUGCGAUCCCGUUAUGCGUGAAAGCAAAAAUUAUUACAGUUGUUAGGAAUGGACCAAAACCCAGAAAAAUUGUAAGGCUGUUAUUGAAUAAAAGAAAUUCACCAAGCGUGGAGCAUGUCUUAGAAGCAAUUACAGAAGUUAUAAAAUUAGAUUCUGGUGCUGUAAGAAAAGUUUAUUCAUUAUCCGGCCAACAAAUCACACUUUUAGAACAGUUUUUUGGUGAAGAUGACAUUUUUAUAGUUUAUGGUAUUGAGAAACCUAAUCACGAAGAUUUUGAAUUAGAUUUGGAAGAACAAAAAUGUGUACAGGGAUUUCGAAAAGGACAAUUUAGUAUUAAAAAUCAUAAUGGACCUAUGCCAAAGAUGCCCGCUAAGACUUCUAAAAGAUCAUUAUCUAAUAAACAAGCUAGAACUCCAAGUCCUUCAACGAUAAGUCUACCUAUGCCAAUGAAAUUACAAUACAACAUGGGCCCGGUUAUUGGAGAUGGAAAUUUUGCUGUUGUUAAAUUAUGUGUACACAGGACUACUGGAACUAGUUACGCUAUGAAAAUUAUAGACAAAUACAAGUGCCAAGGUAAAGAAGCUAUGCUAGCCAGAGAAGUUGCAAUUCUGAGACAAGUUUCUCACCCUAACAUCAUAAGUUUGAUCGAGGAACAGGAAACGAACGAUCACCUGUUCUUAGUGAUGGAAUUGAUGAAGGGUGGCGACUUGUUCGACGCUAUAGCCAAAGCAACGAAAUUCUCCGAAGACGAUUCAAGAAUCAUGGUCACUCAUUUGUGUUAUGCACUUGCUUAUCUGCACUCCCACAACAUAGUUCACAGAGACGUUAAACCGGAAAAUCUUCUCGUACAAAUCAGCGGUGACAGAAUAUCCUGUCUAAAACUUGCCGAUUUCGGAUUGGCCCAAGUUGUGCAAGAACCUUUAUAUACUAUUUGCGGCACUCCAACUUAUGUAGCUCCAGAAAUUCUCGCUGAAGUAGGAUACGGAUUGAAGAUCGAUGUCUGGGCUGCCGGUGUAAUUCUUUACAUCCUCCUGUGUGGUUUCCCACCGUUUGUUUCGACCGACAACGAACAAGAGAAGCUAUUCGAGCAAAUUCUCAGCGGAUUUUACGAAUUCACUUCUCCGUACUGGGACAAUAUCUCGCUUACAGCCAAAGAACUCAUUUCAAAUAUGCUGCAAGCGCAACCGGAAAUACGCUUUAGCGCAGAGGAUGUUUUGGAUCAUCCUUGGUUAUUAGAAACAAGUCAACUACCAGAGUACCAAAGUCCAUCAAAUCAUCGCAAUAGCAUGGGAGUGAGCAGCAUCAGUCGUUAAACAAAAUGUGAUAGAAUCUUCCAGAUAAAACGAGAUAUUCAUGCAUUGAUUAUUAUGAACUGUACAAAUUGUGUAAUUUUAUUCCUAGCAAAGAAUGGAAGGCAGUAAAAGCAAACGAAAACAGAUCAAAUAUGCUCUAAAUGAUUAUAAUCAGCUAGUCUGGUGAUUUUUAAAAAAUAUUGAUUAUUAAAUUAUUAUUAAAUGACUUAAAAAGAAAAACAGAACAAAGCUCUAUCACUUAAUAAGUUACUAAAAGAAAAGAAAGAAAUUGUACAUACAUCCCCAGAUUAUACUAUUGUAUAAUGCAUGUAAAAUAAAUAAUUAACAGAUAAGAGAAA